AUGGCGACUGUUGGAAAAACCUUAGCAGCAAUUCUGCUUUGCUGUUUGGUAGCAACUGCGACAUCGUAUAAGAGAAAUACUUUGGUUAACAGGCACCAUUCACACGAUCAUAGCUGGGAUUAUCUAUUAUUUGUAAGAGAAUGGCCAGCUGUAGCAUGUAUGUCUCCGGAUGCUCAGAGACAUGACUGCUCUGUGCCGAACGUGGUUCAUAAUUGGACAAUCCAUGGAUUAUGGCCGACUAAGGAACACACUGAAGGCCCUAAUUACUGUAAUGAUGACGAUAAAUUCGAUGUUAAUAAAAUAAAGAGUCUAAUCCCUAUGCUUGAUCGAUUUUGGCCGAAUUUAUACAGUGAUGAAAGUCCUUCGUCAUUUUGGAAACACGAAUGGACUAAGCAUGGUACCUGUGCCAUGAGUCUAGCAGCAUUGGGAGAUGAAUUAAAAUUCUUUUCGACAACACUGAAGCUCAACAAGAAGUUUAAUAUUGAUAGUGCACUUUAUGAUGCAAACAUUGUUCCAUCAGACAACCGGCAAUACAUGUUGAGUGACAUUAAACAAGCCAUCGGGCAACAGUACAAUACUGAACCAAUUGUGGACUGCUUACAAGGUGAUAAUGGCCAGUAUCUCUUCGACAUACGCAUUUGCAUAGAUAAGGAAUUUCAGGCGCGUUCAUGUGAUGGAGGUAGCAGCCAUGAGUGUGAUGACAGCCAACCGAUUAGGUUUCCACCGAUUCAUAAUGGCACAGCUAAAUUUAUAAAAGGUUUACAUUAAUAUAGAUUUCCAUUCGUAAGUGGCAAGGAUAUACUUUAGCAAAACGAACUUUUAGGCAGAUGAUUAAACUAAUGACCUGGAAAGUUAAAUGCCACUCCAGAUUAUAGUCGGCUUUCUCCAUUUUAGCUUGGGAAUCCUGUAUUUUGAUAAUGUAACUAAAGCUUUUUAGAAAUUAAGAAAGAUAUCAAUCUGAUACCUUCAACGUACAGUACUUGAACCUUGACUUAAUUGUAAUUCUUCACUCUUGACUUUAACGGCCUAAAUUUUAUCUGCCAGUUUAUGAUAUUAUAUUGGUAGAACAACUUUAUCACUCCAAAAAAAGUAUUUCAGCUAUUGAGUCCUAGAAAUUUGAACUAGUUUUAAAAUAAUUCAACAUAACGAAAUUUGCAUGCUGCUGUUCGUAUAAGUGAUUCAAUAAUAAAUUGUAUUUUUAUAAUGAUAAUUAAUAAAAAUUGCUAUCG
Messenger RNA from Trichoplax adhaerens, 1229 nucleotides. RefSeq lists its product as hypothetical. NCBI's taxonomy places the organism in Eukaryota, Metazoa, Placozoa, Uniplacotomia, Trichoplacea, Trichoplacidae. The coding region runs from base 1 to 768 and encodes 255 amino acids. Gene Ontology annotation, cellular component: extracellular region. The record is from RefSeq and is a predicted model, not a curated record. Gene Ontology annotation, molecular function: ribonuclease T2 activity; RNA binding. Gene Ontology annotation, biological process: RNA catabolic process. The transcript has 10 exons.